AUGUGGCCUCUCCUCCUCCUCCGCGCCUCCGUCCUAUCCGCCGCGCUGCUCGCCGCCGUCGAGGCGGCCCCGCGUGGAGGCGGCGGCGGGCAGCAGGAGCUCCUGGCCACCGGCGGCGGGGCGAGCGGCCUCACGAGGGCGCCGCCCCGGCCCGCGCCCAGCAAGGUGGCGCUGGACAGCGUGACGCUCCCCGCCGACACCUCCGCGGGUUUCGCCGGCGCGUGGAGCGUCGUGAGCGAGAACUCGGGCGUGUCCGCGAUGCACCUGGUGGUCAUGCGCCACGGCAAGGCCGUCAUGUUCGACACGUCUACGACGGGGCGGUCGCUGAUGAGGCUCCCCGUGGGCGGGUGCCGCCCCGACACCCGAAGCAGGCGGCCCGGCGCCAUGGACUGCUGGGCGCACGCCGUGGAGUUCGACUACAACACCGGCGCGCUCCGGUCUCUCAAGAUCGUGACGGACACGUGGUGCUCGUCGGGCGCAUUCGACGUCGACGGCAACCUCGUGCAGACUGGCGGCUACUUCGAAGGUGACAAAUCUGUCAGGUACCUGGGCGCGUGCGACCGCUGCGACUGGAAGGAGUUUCCCAAGAGCCUUGCCGAAGGAAGAUGGUACGCAACGCAGCUUGUGCUGCCGGACGGCGGCUUCAUCGUGAUCGGCGGGCGGCGCGCGUUCAGCUACGAGUUCGUCCCGCCGGGCGGUCAAGUGAACACCAAGACCAUGCCCCUCCGGCUGCUCCGGGAGACCACCGACGAAGACGAGAACAACCUGUACCCCUUCGUCUACCUCCUCCCGGACGGGAACCUCUUCAUCUUCGUCAACGACCGCUCCGUCGUGUUCGACUACGGGAGCGGGCAGGUCGUGCGCGAGCUUCCGAUCCUCCCCGCCGGCGCUCGGAACUACCCUGCGUCCGCCAUGUCCGCGCUCCUUCCCCUGGACCUCCGCCGGGGGGUCGGCCUUAGCGCGGAGGUCAUCGUCUGCGGCGGCGCCACCAAGAAUUCCUUCAAGCUCGGCGAGAGCAGCACAUUCCCUCCCGCGCUCCGGGACUGCGCGCGCAUCAACCCGUCUAAGCCUCGGGCGCGGUGGGCGCUCGACCAAAUGCCCGUCGCCCGCGUCAUGGGCGACAUGCUGAUCCUGCCCACCGGCGACCUGCUCAUGCUGAACGGCGCAGCCAAGGGAUGCUCCGGCUGGGGCUUCGGCCGGCAGCCUGUUCUGAGCCCUGUCCUGUACUCGCCACAUCAGCCCCGCGGAAAGCGGUUCCGCGCUCUGACGGCGACGACCGUCCCGCGCAUGUACCACGCCACCAGCGCGGUGCUCCCCGACGCCACCGUGCUCGUGGCCGGCAGCAACACCAACACGGCCUACAACUUCAGCGGCGUGGACUUCCCGACCGAGGUGCGCGUGGAGCGGUUCACCCCGCCGUACCUCUCCCCGCAGCUCGCGGCCAACCGCCCGUCGAUCGACGCGGCUUCCCUGCCCCGCGACGGCAUGCGGUACGGCUCCAGGUUCACGCUCCGGUUCGCGACGCCCGCGCAGGCCGUGGGCAACGCCGACGUGAAGGUGACCAUGUACGCGCCGCCGUUCACGACGCACGGGUACUCCAUGAACCAGCGGCUGCUGAUACUGCCCGUCGCCGCGUUCGCCGCGCAGGGGCGACAGCACACGGUGACCGUCGACCCGCCGCCGAAGCCGGAGCUCGCGCCGCCGGGGUACUACAUGGUGUACGUGGUGGCGAAGGGGGUCCCGAGCAAGGCCGCGUGGGUGAAGAUACACAAGUAAAAAAAAAGAACGUAACGUGACUCUCUCCGCGUCUGACACGAUGAUUUUACAGUGUGCGUAGUGUGGCACGGAGCGCGUGCAUUGCAUCUCCACCCCCGCGCUUGCCGUUUGACACGACGUUGCUAGUGUAUACUGGCUAUAGCUAGCUAGUGGCACGGAGCAGCCGCAUGCCCGCAAAAUAGGAGAGAAUGUUUCCGCCGCGAUUUUUUUUAACCUCGUGGUGUGUUUUUUCCUCGGUAAAAGGAAGAGUAUAAUCUUUGCAAUAUAGUGUUGUGUUUGGAGCAAGGUACGGAUAUUGAUCAAGCCAAAUGUAAUAAAACUGGUGCUUUAAUCUUGCAAGUUGCAAUACCGAGUACCAGAGUGGAAAAAACGCACAAUUAUAUUGAUAC
Messenger RNA from Oryza brachyantha (malo sina), 2165 nucleotides. Its product is annotated as aldehyde oxidase GLOX1-like. The record is from RefSeq and is a predicted model, not a curated record. Lineage: Eukaryota; Viridiplantae; Streptophyta; Magnoliopsida; Poales; Poaceae. The transcript has 3 exons. The coding region runs from base 1 to 1776 and encodes 591 amino acids.